AUAUUGUCUUGCGUUUUAAUCGGCCCUACUCGAUAAUAACAACGUACUUCUCGGAAAAUUGUACGCACAUAUAUACGUUGGAUAUUUUCGAUUGAAAACACUUGGCGCAGUGCGACCACUACAAGACGUUGGUAAACACUGUCAAACAGUCCGCCGGUGUGUCAACAGUCAAGUUCGCAUGUAAACCGCACGUUUAUAAUUUAUACCCGUGUAUGUACAUACAUACUCGCGGUCACAGUCACAGUGCUCCGAAGUGUCAUCGAAGUCUCGUCGGCGUAGAAAUCGCAUUUUAUUCCGAUCUUGAAGUGGCACAGGGACAUGUCUGAAACACGAAUCGCGUCCGUUACUCGCCGCUGUCGCAGCCGCAUCGCUCCAAAUAACGAUAAAAUUUCCUCGAUUAUUCGCUACCCCUAAAUUCACGUUGAACACAUCAUGUUGAGCGACGAGGAGGAUCAGCAGCAGCAGCAGGAGGAGGAGGAGAAACCGUUCGCCGUGGAGCGCGCGAAGACCGGGCGCGCGAAAUGCAAGAGGUGCAAAUGCCCGAUCGAAAAGGGCGAGAUACGGAUCGGCAAGUACGUGUCGAGCUUCUUCGCAGACGGCAAAAUGAUGCCGGCCUGGCACCACGUCACCUGCAUGUUCGACACGUUCGCGAAACAGCGCGCCAGCACCAAGAGGAUCGACGACCCCGCGGAGGACGUGAAGGGCUGGGAGCGGUUGUCCGACGACGACAGAAAGGUCAUCCUGGAGAAGCUGGAGGCGUUCGAGAAAUCCUUGCCGGACUCGAAGAAGGCCGCAACGCCACGUAAAGCGGCUUCCUCCUCCGGUAGUUCUCCGGGAAAAACGGCGAAGAAGACUUCGGACCAGAAGAGGGUCGCGGCGGACGAUAAGAAAAAAGGUAAAGAGAGGGGUAAGGAGGAAAGGAGCAAAGUGCCGUCGAAGGAUGACUCCUUUCGCGAAUUUCGACGGGUAUGCAGCAACGUCGCCGACGUCGACGCUUACACCGACAAGACUGCGAUUGUCAAGAGGAUGUUCACGGGAGGAUCGCUCGGCGACGGUUUUAAGAGCGACAUCGUGCUCUGGUGCAAGCUGCUGCUGCCCGGCGCCGUGAAGAGAAUUUACAAUCUGCAGAGCAAGCAGCUGAUAAAGUUGUUCGCACGGCUGCUGCUCCAGGACGAGGACGCGAUGCUGGAACAUCUGGAGCAAGGCGACGUGGCCGAGACGAUCAGCGUGUUCUUUGAAAAUAGCGCCGCCGCGUCGCCUUGCGCCGCGAGCGUAUUGACGAUCCAAGACGUUGAUCUCUUUUUGGAAAACCUGUCGCGUUUGACCAAGGAGGAGGAGCAGAUCCAGCAUUUUCGAUCUAUCCUUAAUAAAUGUACCGCCAACGAUCUGAAGAUGAUUGUGCGUCUGAUCAAGCACGAUCUGAGGAUCAACGCCGGACCGAAACACAUCCUCGAGGGAGUCCACCCGGACGCGUACAAGGCCUUCCAGAUGUCCCGAGAUCUGGAUGCGGUCGUGCGACGCUUCCUGCCGAACCAGGAGGAAAAACCGUGCACCUCAGGCUCGCCUUCGAGUCGAAAUAAAGUGGCCAUCUCGCUGAUGACGCCGGUUUUACCGAUGCUGGCAGAGGCGUGCACGUCCGUGGAAAUGGCGAUGCGAAAGUGCCCGAAUGGGAUGUUGUCGGAGGUCAAGUACGACGGCGAGCGCGUGCAGGUGCACAAAAGCGGAAACGACUUUCGUUACUUCAGCAGAUCACUCAAACCAGUCCUGCCACACAAGGUGAAUCUCUUCAAGGAUUACAUAGCGCAGGCGUUUCCCGACGGUGACGAUCUAAUCCUCGACUCCGAGGUACUCAUGGUCGAUAACGAGACCGGGCAACCUUUGCCUUUCGGCACCUUAGGCAUUCACAAAAAAGCCGAAUUCAAAAACGCCAAUGUGUGCCUUUUUGUCUUCGACUGCUUGUACUACAACGGCGAGAUACUUAUUAACAAAUCUAUGCUGGAGCGCAGGAACAUCUUGAAGGACAGAAUGACCGAGAUACCGAAUAGAAUUAUGCUGUCGGAGGUUCACGAAGUGCAUGAUCCGCGGGAUUUAGCGGGAAGGAUUGUUCACGUAUUGAAACUGGGUCUCGAGGGUUUGGUUUUGAAGGACAUCGACAGCAAGUACGAGCCGGGCAAGCGGCACUGGUUGAAGGUAAAAAAGGACUAUCUGUGCGGCGGUGCGAUGGCUGAUAGCGCAGAUCUCGUCGUGCUUGGUGCAUGGUACGGCACGGGCAACAAAGGCGGUAUCAUGUCGGUCUUCUUAAUGGGCUGCUACGACGAGAGGCGCGACAAGUGGUUAACUGUCACCAAAGUACACACGGGACACGACGACGCCACCCUGGCGGAGCUGCAGGAUCAGCUCGACAUGGUGAAGAUCGGCAAGGACGCGGGGAAGCUGCCGGGCUGGUUGGACGCUAAGAAGCCUAUGGUGCCGGAUUUCGUGGCGAGGGAUCCCAAGAAGCAGCCGGUGUGGGAGAUAACGGGCGCCGAGUUCACGAACCAGGGGGUGCACACCGCGGACGGCAUCAGCAUCCGGUUCCCGCGCGUCACGCGGAUCCGCGACGACAAGGACUGGUCGACGGCCACCAGCCUGGACGAGCUGCGCGGUCUCUUCCAGAAGAAGCCCGAGUCCGUCGAUUUCGACCGCCUGCUCGGCACGGUGGCGGACGCCGGCACGUCGCCGAGGAAGAAAUCGCCCGCGUCCCCGAGGAAGAUAGCGAGCGCGAGAACGAGCGCGCGGGACGAGCCGUCGACGAGUUCCAAGGUCAAGGAAGAACCGUCAGACGUCAAGGAGGAAGGCAAGGAGGCACCGGGAGGAGUCCUCAAAAGGCGAAAAGGGGAUGAGCGCGACGGAGGAUCGUCCGGCAAGGAGGUGAAGAGGUCGAAAGUGAAACGCGAGAUUAAGGAGGAAACGAAAGAAGAGCCCUCGUCGGGAGCAAGAGUCAAGACGGAGGGGGGAUCGGACUCGGGGACGAAUGGGAAGGAUCGUCUCGCUGGCGGGACGGAAGGAUUCGAGGCCUUCGAUUCGGACGCCGAGGAUGACGCCAAAUUCAAUAAUGUGCUGCAAAACGUGCGGGCGAGCCUCGCGCCUGGUUUCGACGCGGACAGAAAGAGGAACGCGCGAAGGAUGCUUAAAACACUCGGCGCCACGAUAGUCACGCCGGCGAGCGGACACGACAUCACGGCGGCGGCGACCCACGUCAUCCACACCCGCGCGGAAAUUCCGUCCACGGCCGUCCUCGGGGACUAUGCGGUCUUCCCGCGCACCGUCAGGCACGUGAACGUGUCCUGGCUGGAGGAGACCGCGGCGCGGUCGAGGAGGCAGGACGAGAUCCAACAUGCGGUCCAGCUGGCUGGCGAUUACUGCGAGUGUCCGUGCACGCAUCGAUAACGCAGCGAGUGUAUUAUACUUACAGGUACACGUACGGUUUGUAAUUUAUAUAUACAAUUCGAUGCUUGCUUUGCGAAUAUUUUGAAGAGAAUUUGUGCAAAUCUGUAAAAUAAAACAAAGUAAAAAUGCCUUCUUUGAAAGCAAACGAAGACAAAAAUAAAAGUAAAAGCUUAAGGAUAAGAGUAAAAGAAAAGUUAAGGCUCCCGGUCGACAAAAUUAUCCUCUUGGUUUAUCUCUCUUUAAUUCUCUUCACCCUAUUUCAAGUAAAUUUCUACAUGCAUUUAAGAAGAUUUAAGAGGCUUAUGUAAAAUACACACAGGCAAUUUGUACAACACAAUGUAUACUUCGAAAAUGUCUAUAAUAAAAUGAAAGAUACAGAUUUGUGACAAAGCAAAA
Wasmannia auropunctata (little fire ant) is the source of this 3825-nucleotide messenger RNA. It is a transcript of the gene DNAlig3, whose product is annotated as DNA ligase 3. Gene Ontology annotation, molecular function: zinc ion binding; DNA binding; DNA ligase (ATP) activity. Gene Ontology annotation, cellular component: DNA ligase III-XRCC1 complex. Gene Ontology annotation, biological process: DNA recombination; mitochondrial DNA repair; lagging strand elongation. The record is from RefSeq and is a predicted model, not a curated record. NCBI's taxonomy places the organism in Eukaryota, Metazoa, Arthropoda, Insecta, Hymenoptera, Formicidae. Bases 433 to 3429 code for a protein of 998 amino acids. The transcript is spliced from 20 exons.